AUGUUAAAGAAAUCAAAACCUAGAAAUGUUGAUCGUCCAGAAUUUCACAUUGUAAAACAUAUCGGCUAUUUUGAUUAUGGUUCACGGAUAUUGACCUGUGAUCACACUGUCCCUCCGGAUCGGUAUAAUGAGAGAGCGGAAGAGCAUUUACGAUUAACCGGGUUUUACCAUGUCACCCAGUUUGGAGUGGUGCAAUGUCAGAAAGCACUGAUAAAUGCUUUAGUGGAAAGGUGGCACCCGGAUACACAUACCUUUCACCUUCCGGUUGGUGAAUGUGCGGUGACACUGAAAGAUGUGGCUAUGAUAUUUGGUCUUUCGACUGAUGGUCUUCCAGUGACAGGGAUGACUUUGAGCAGUUUUGACGGCUUAGAGGCAGAGUGUCUGCACCAAUUUAGGGUCUCACUGAGAAAGUUGGAUUGUCGAGGAAGCGGCAUAAAACUGACGUAG
Arachis duranensis is the source of this 447-nucleotide messenger RNA. RefSeq lists its product as uncharacterized. Gene Ontology annotation, biological process: meristem maintenance; meristem development. The record is from RefSeq and is a predicted model, not a curated record. Lineage: Eukaryota; Viridiplantae; Streptophyta; Magnoliopsida; Fabales; Fabaceae. The transcript is spliced from 2 exons. The coding region runs from base 1 to 447 and encodes 148 amino acids.